This is a messenger RNA of Impatiens glandulifera, 1639 nucleotides long. RefSeq names its product peptidyl-prolyl cis-trans isomerase CYP40. Lineage: Eukaryota; Viridiplantae; Streptophyta; Magnoliopsida; Ericales; Balsaminaceae. Gene Ontology annotation, molecular function: protein binding; peptidyl-prolyl cis-trans isomerase activity. The transcript has 9 exons. The record is from RefSeq and is a predicted model, not a curated record. Bases 189 to 1274 code for a protein of 361 amino acids. Gene Ontology annotation, biological process: protein peptidyl-prolyl isomerization.
UAGGGGGUUGUUUCAAAUGGGGAACAAAGUGAGAGAGAAGCAGACAGCAGCAGCAACUCAUUCGAAAAAUAUAGAAAGCGGGACUUACUUAGCCAUCAACAACUGAACCGAACCGAACCGCAACUAGGGUUUCAGUCUCAAAGGUUUAGAGAGAGAAACACCGACUGAAAGAGAGAGAAAGAAUAGAGAUGGCAAGGCCUAGGUGUUUCCUGGACAUUAGCAUCGGAGGAGAGUUGGAAGGGAGGUUAGUGGUGGAGCUCUAUAACGACGUCGUUCCAAGAACAGCCGAGAACUUCAGGGCUCUUUGCACUGGAGAGAAGGGUAUUGGUCCCAACACUGGAGUCCCUCUCCAUUACAAGGGAAUUCGUUUUCAUCGUGUCAUUAAGAGUUUCAUGAUACAAGGUGGUGAUACUUCUGCUGGAGAUGGAACAGGAGGAGAAUCAAUUUACGGUGAUAAGUUUGAAGAUGAGAAUUUUGAAUUGAAACAUGAAAGGAAGGGAAUGUUGUCCAUGGCAAAUUCUGGCCUCAACACAAAUGGAUCUCAGUUUUUCAUUACCACGACUCGCACUCCGCAUCUCGAUGGGAAACAUGUUGUGUUUGGGAAAGUUAUUAAAGGAAUGGGAGUAGUUCGUUCUAUUGAGCAUGUUCCAACCGGUGAAAAUGAUGUACCUGAACUUGAUGUUGUAGUUGCUAACUGUGGAGAAAUUCCAGAGGGGACUGAUGAUGGUACAUCCAAUUUCUUUGAAGAUGGUGAUAUGUUUUCGGAUUGGCCGGCUGACAUUGAAAAUGGUUCUGCCGACCUCUCUUGGUGGGUAAGUGCGGUUGACUCGAUAAAGUCGUUUGGCAAUGAACAUUUCAAGAAGCAUGACUAUAAGAUGGCUCUUAGAAAAUAUAAGAAGGCUUUACGUUAUUUGGACGUAUGCUGGGAGAAGGAAGGGAUUGAUGAAGACAUGAGUUCAUCUUUGAGAAAGACAAAAGCUCAGAUCUUUACCAAUAGUUCUGCUUGUAAAUUGAAAUUGGGAGAUUUGAAUGGUGCACUUUUAGACACCGAGUUUGCUAUGCGUGAUGAUGAGACAAAUGUCAAAGCUCUGUUUCGCAGAGGCCAGACGCAGAUGGCACUUAAUGAUAUAGAUUCUGCAGUUGAAUGUUUCAAGAGGGCACUGGACCUUGAACCAAAUGAUGCUGCAAUAAGAAAGGAGUUUGCCGCUGCAAAACAGAAGAUUAGUAACAGAAGGGAACAACAGAAGAAAGCAUACUCAAAGAUGUUCAAGUAAAGCAGAGGAAAUGAAAGUGCUAUAUGCAGGUUACAAUGGGGGAGAUGGGAGAAAACAAGCUGCUAAUCAAAAAGUCAGUCAAAGGUGGUGAGAUAUGUUCACAGAACUAAACCCUAAACCAAUUUUUUUUGAGCAGUUAUUGUUAGAUUGAUAGAAUGAUCGAUAUCCAUCCCUUCCUUUUAAGUUUUGUUCUUCAUUCAAGUUGUUGUUGUUUACUGUUUACAGACUAAGGAUUUCAAACAAAUAAGACUUUGGGGAAUUUUUUUUCCAAUUUUCUCCCUUCAAUGACAAUCUACUUUUGUUGCAAUCUUUCAAUACUGAGAUUUCAAUUCAAGCUAAAGAAAGAUGUGUUUAUUUUAUUAUUA